UUGGUCACCUUUUGCUGCGCGGGGUUGCGUAGGUUGAGAAAGUAUAACAAAAUAAACCAAGUGCUCUGACUAGCAUCUAUUUUCUUUUGCAAAAUCCAAUCAAAAAUGUGGCCUGUUUAAAACUUUUAAGCCCUAGCGAUUGCUUUCAUGGCUGAGCUAUACAUUCUCGGAGAGCUACGCCACACAACCGACUACGAGGAACCGAAUCUGUUCUGCAAGUGGAGUAUUCAGUUUGGUUCCUGCUGGAAGGUUAUCGAAGGCCACUCUGAAGGUCAGAGUUGUGCCAGUACGGCACGAGUCGAGGAACGGUCCUAUUUCAGUACUCCGAUAGAUUUGCACCUAGCCUGCCGGGGGAUUCAGGGUUGGCCGAAGCUUCACGUCGAAGUUUUUGCGUUAAACUCACUCAACGACUACUGGCCGGUGGGAUACGGUUUUGCCUAUCUACCCAGCCAGCCGGGAACGCACCGAGUUCGCAUAGCAACGUGGAAAGUUUCUUCGGCAAAGUUUUUCGACACGAUCCGGGAGAAAUUCCACACCGGAGGUUUUACGGUGGCCAAAAGUGAUAUCGUGUUUUCCGGAAUUGAACGCUAUAAACUGCUCACAAAAUCGGCUGGCAUUGUGGAGUUUGAGUUGAUGUUGAUAUUUAAGAACUUUGCUGAAAAUGGAGUGGAAUUGCGGUAG
Messenger RNA from Topomyia yanbarensis, 681 nucleotides. It is a transcript of the gene B9d2, whose product is annotated as B9 domain-containing protein 2. NCBI's taxonomy places the organism in Eukaryota, Metazoa, Arthropoda, Insecta, Diptera, Culicidae. Gene Ontology annotation, biological process: cilium assembly. Gene Ontology annotation, cellular component: MKS complex. Bases 148 to 681 code for a protein of 177 amino acids. The transcript has a single exon. The record is from RefSeq and is a predicted model, not a curated record.